Molecule: messenger RNA, 1830 nt
Organism: Lasiodiplodia theobromae
Lineage: Eukaryota; Fungi; Ascomycota; Dothideomycetes; Botryosphaeriales; Botryosphaeriaceae
Product: Oligopeptide transporter
Exons: 4
Coding region: 1-1830 (609 amino acids)
Biological process (GO): oligopeptide transport; transmembrane transport
Cellular component (GO): membrane
Molecular function (GO): dipeptide transmembrane transporter activity
Source: RefSeq, a predicted model, not a curated record
AUGAGCAGAAUCAUUGAGGACGCCGAGAUCGCGAAAAGCCAUGAGCCUGGCGCGCCGACUCCGCUGGGCGAGAAGGAGCUGGAGCUGAGGGAGGCUCCGCUCGACACCGAGUCCACCACGACCGACGAGUCGAAGCCCACCGAGGAGGACCUCCGCACGCUUCUCCGCGUUUCAGGCAAGAUCCCGUGGACUACCUACACGAUCGCUUUCGUCGAGCUGUGCGAGCGUUUCUCGUACUACGGUACCACCAUCGUCUACGUCAACUACAUCCAGCAGCCCCUUCCGCCGGGCUCGAACACGGGUGCCGGCUUCGAUGGCCAGUCUGGUGCCUUGAACCGCGGCCAGCAGGCUUCCACCGGUCUGACAACCUUCAACAGCUUCUGGUCCUACACUUGCCCUCUGAUUGGUGCCUACGUCGCCGAUGAGUACCUCGGUCGUUUCAAAACCAUCCAGUGGUCCAUCCUCAUCUCGCUCAUUGGUCACAUGUUCCUCAUCAUUUCCGCCUCGCCUGCCGUCAUCACCAAGCCCGACACUGCCAUGGGUGUUUUCGCCGUUGGUCUGGUCAUCAUGGGCUGCGGUACCGGCGGUUUCAAGUCCAACAUCUCGCCACUGAUUGCCGAGCAAAUCACGGAUAUCAAGCCCAAGGUCAUCAGGGACGAGAAGACAGGACAACGCGUGCUGUCCGACCCAGCCAUCACUGUUGCCCGCGUCUUCCUGUACUUCUACAUGAUGAUCAACAUUGGCUCUCUCGUCGGCCAAGUCUGCAUGGUGUUCGCCGAGAAGUAUGUGGGAUUCUGGCUGUCAUUCACCCUCCCCACAAUCAUGUUCCUGUUCUGCCCGAUGGUCCUGUUCUGGUGCAAGAACAAGUAUAGGACUACGCCGCCCACUGGUUCCGUCGUUGCCAAGGCCUUCAGACUCAUAGGCUUGGGUGCCAAGGGCCGCUUUUCUCUGAACCCUGUCCGCACCGUUGCAAACUUCAAGAACGGCGACUUCUGGGAGAGUGUUAAGCCCAGCCAUCUCGGAGAUGCCAAGCCCGCAUGGAUGACCUUCGACGAUGCGUGGGUUGACGAGGUCCGCCGUGGCUUCAAGGCCUGCAAGGUCUUCACCUUCUACCCUCUGUACUGGCUGGCGUACAACCAGAUGACGAACAACCUGACCUCGCAAGCUGCCACCAUGCAGCUGAACGGUGCGCCCAACGACAUCAUCAACAAUCUGAACCCGUUGUCCCUGAUCAUCUUCAUUCCUCUUGUCGACAACUUUCUGUACCCGGCUCUGCGCAAGGUCGGCAUCAACUUCACGCCGCUCAAGCGUGUCGCGGUCGGCUUCCUCAUGGCCGUGCUCGCCAUGCUCGCGGCCACCGCCACGCAGCACUACAUCUACAAGCUGGGCGAGUGCGGCAACCAGAUGAACUCGUGCAAGAACGAAGAUGGCGAACAGAUCCAGGCGCCGAUCAACGUGUGGGUGCAGACACUGCCGUACGUGCUCAUUGGUUUCUCGGAAAUCUUCGCGUCCAUCACGGGCUUGGAGUACGCCUUUACCAAGGCGCCACACAACAUGCGCUCGCUCGUCACGGCCGUCUUCCUCUUCACGUCGGCACUCGGCUCCGCGCUCAACCAGGCUCUCGUCCCGCUGGCUGAGGACCCACUGCUCGUCUGGAACUAUGCCGUCUCAGCCAUUCUGGCGGCACUCGGCGGCAUUUUCUUCUGGAUCUGCUUCCACAAGCUCGACAAGGAGGAGGACAAGCUCAACAUGCUGCCUGACAGCGUGUUCACGGGCAAUGACAGGCGCCACUCCAUUAUCGAGGCGGAGAAGGGCGAAGCCAAGCAUUAG